AUGGACCCUUUUGAGGCCAUCUAUCGAGUCGCUCAGAAAGAGCUCCAGGGGGAAACCCCUCUGUUCCUCGCAGUCAGCUAUGGAAAUAACGCGCUAUUCAAACGACUGCUAGAAAAGUCCGAACAGCGCGCUAAAUUCAAGGACACUGACAUCGGACAUGACUGUCUGAACUGUGCCAUUAUCCAGGAUAACAAGGAGAUUGUCAAAGCUCUUGUUGAACUUCCUCUUUUUGAAUUUGACUGGAUCCAUCAUCCUAUGGUAUCCCUCAAGGCCAUUAGCCACCUGCACACUGCUGCUACACUCGGCCGCUUCGAGGCCUUCAAGAUCAUGGUCGACAUUGAAAGUGUUGACAUUGGCGGACGAGACCCCUAUGGAAAGACUACACUGCAUCACGCAUGCGACGUAGGCUCUAUGGAGAUCGUUGAAUUUCUUGGUAUCGUUCAGGCCCUUCUUAACCUCGACACCGUGGACCCUGACUCGAAUGACCUCGAGGGAAAAAGUCCUUUCUACUAUGCUGUUCUCUCUGGUAAUGACGCAAUCGCAAAGAUUUUGGCCGAUGACAAGCGGGUUGACCGUAGCAUUGAAGGAAAGGCAAAGGAGGACCGGCCGGAUUAUGAGAAGACACGCCCAAUACUCAUCGUUGAGGAGGUUUGA
Molecule: messenger RNA, 654 nt
Organism: Fusarium redolens
Lineage: Eukaryota; Fungi; Ascomycota; Sordariomycetes; Hypocreales; Nectriaceae
Product: ankyrin repeat-containing domain protein
Exons: 3
Coding region: 1-654 (217 amino acids)
Molecular function (GO): protein binding
Source: RefSeq, a predicted model, not a curated record